Prunus armeniaca (apricot) is the source of this 219-nucleotide messenger RNA. The record is from the annotation of a GenBank genome assembly. Lineage: Eukaryota; Viridiplantae; Streptophyta; Magnoliopsida; Rosales; Rosaceae.
AUGGUGGUAGCAAAUGAAUUGGGACUACGAAGAUCAGCUUGUAUGGCCAUGGAGCAAGAAUGGGCAAUUUACAGUAAAGCCAAAGAGUGGCUACCGCUGAAUUCUAUGGAUGCACAUAUUUGGAAGGUGGUUUGUAGCCCCUUUGACAAGCUUAAGGUUGAGGAUGCUCUGCGUCUUCCAGGGAAGUGGAGACAAUGGAAGUGGUUGUUGAGCCCUUAA